Gilbertella persicaria is the source of this 1655-nucleotide messenger RNA. RefSeq lists its product as uncharacterized. Gene Ontology annotation, molecular function: medium-chain fatty acid-CoA ligase activity. The coding region runs from base 18 to 1451 and encodes 477 amino acids. The transcript is spliced from 6 exons. Gene Ontology annotation, biological process: fatty acid metabolic process. The record is from RefSeq and is a predicted model, not a curated record. NCBI's taxonomy places the organism in Eukaryota, Fungi, Mucoromycota, Mucoromycetes, Mucorales, Choanephoraceae.
UCUUUCUCUUUUUUGUUAUGAGUGUACCUAAUUUUCCUCUAUUUAACAACAUUGUUCACUAUGCCAAUAAAGAAAACAACAUUGCUAUUGACGAUGUACGCAUGAACAAAAGUUUUUCAUACAAUGAAUUAAUUCAUGCUGUUGCACAACUUCGACUUGAACUAUUAAAUGGCAAAAGUUCACUUGAGCAAGACCGUAUUGCUAUUUUGUGUCCAAGUGGGUUUCCUUAUGUCGUUUCUUUACUUGCUAUUUGGGCAGCGGGUGGUAUUGCUGUCCCUAUUUGCACAACGCAUCCUGCCCCUGAACAAGUCUAUACAUUACAAGACUCACAAGCUUCUUUUAUCAUUGGACACCCUGUCUUUGCUGACCGUCUUCAAGAAAUCGCAACCACGACACAACUUGCUUAUACAAUCAAAGACGACCCUGCCUUUAUCGCUCUUGCUCAAGAUAACUCGAGUCUUUCGUUGAUCGAUGCUGACUUUAAUGCAAGUGCUUUGAUUAUUUAUACAAGUGGUACCACAGGUAAACCCAAAGGCGCUGUAUCCACUCACUGUGUGAUUGAUGCACAAGCCUCUGUCCUUGUGAAAGCAUGGUACUGGACUUCACAAGACCGUAUUCAUCACAUCCUGCCAUUGCAUCAUAUCCACGGUAUUGUGAAUGCUUUGAUCUGUGCUCUGUAUGCAGGUGCCACAGUGGAAAUGCAUCAGAAAUUCGAUACAACCCAAGUAUGGUCAAGAUGGACAAACCCCGAAUUGCCUCGGUUGUCUAUCUUUAUGUCUGUGCCUACUGUCUAUGCUAAAUUGCAACAGUAUUUUAAAGCACAAGAUAAGGAGAAACAGACAGAGUUGACAAAGGCUUGUAAGCAAUUUCGGUUUAUGGUUUCGGGAUCUGCUUCGUUGCCUACUUCUUUGCGUAAUGAUUGGCGUAAAUUAAGUGGUGGACAAGUUUUACUGGAACGUUAUGGCAUGACAGAAAUUGGGAUGGCAUUAAGUCAAGAAUAUGUGAUUUGGGAAAGAGUGCAAGGGACUGUCGGUAUGCCUUUACCUGGUGUACAAGUCCGUAUUAUUUCUUCAGAAACAAAUGAAGAUGUGACAGAACAAAGACAAGUGCCUGGUAUGUUACAAAUCAAGGGCCCUACUGUCUUUAAAGAGUACUGGCAAAGACCUGAAGCGACCAAAAAAGAAUUUACGGAGGAUGGAUGGUUUAUUACGGGUGAUGUGGCUCAACGCAUUGGUCAUCGUGGCUAUUAUCAAAUCAUGGGUAGAAACAGCAUUGAUAUUAUCAAGACGGGUGGUGAAAAAGUAUCAGCCCUUGAGAUUGAAAGAGAAUUGUUAUCUGCUAAUUUAGGUAUUCAAGAUGUAGCUGUUGUAGGUGUACCUGACCCUGAAUGGGGUCAAAAAGUAGCUGCUGUGGUUGUAUUAGAACAAGGAAAGGUAAAGCUAUCCUCAUGAUAAAAAGAAAAAAACGAAUGACUUAAUCUCAGCAGGAACUUGAUUUAUUAACCAUGAGAAAUACUUUGAAAAAACAACUGGCUGUUUAUAAAGUCCCUGCUCUAUUAAAAAUUGUGUCUGAAUUACCCAAGAAUGCAAUGGGAAAAGUGACCAAGAAAGAUGUAGUUGCUUUAUUUUAGAAUUAAAAAAGAAUGUUGUCCCUCC